This is a messenger RNA of Dendronephthya gigantea, 1712 nucleotides long. RefSeq lists its product as uncharacterized. The transcript has 7 exons. The record is from RefSeq and is a predicted model, not a curated record. Bases 171 to 1073 code for a protein of 300 amino acids. NCBI's taxonomy places the organism in Eukaryota, Metazoa, Cnidaria, Anthozoa, Malacalcyonacea, Nephtheidae.
AUUGGUGAACCUUGUGAUAACAGAGGCCCCGAAUACAGAAUAAAAUAGAAAUUAGAAAAAAGAAUUCUGCUGUACGUCUUCUGAAACAUCAACAAAAUUCAAACAUUGAAUUGUACUUUGUCAAGGAUUGCAUCCAAUAUUCAGUGAAGUUGAUUGAUCAAUUCAGAAUCAUGCACCGAGUUGUGUAUCUUUUGAUGGAAAUCCUAAUUGUGGCAGCCACUUACCAUGCUAAAGUCUCCUGCUUAUCAUCCGAAGAAAACUGCACUGGUUUAAAAGUUCCUAAGCCUGAAUUGAAGUACAUGUUAAGCAGACGGUUGGUGGUGACUUGGCAGGAAAACGACACCAGUGGAUACAAUUAUACAGCAUACAUAUGCUACACUAAAAUACGUUCUCACCCUAAUUUUGGUUCUCGAGAUACCUGUCCCCAUUUUCAAGCGAUGACCUCAUGUUCCUACGCAGGCGGCUCCGUCGACGCAAACAUACGCCGUCAAUGUGACAUGAAAGUGUUCGAAUACUAUGAAUAUACGGUACAUCUAAGUGCUGAAAUACGUGGGUGUGAACUAAUCGGGGAAAAUUUCAAAAUUACGCCAAGCCUAAAAAAUAUCAUCCCAAACCCAGUACCCACUUUCAAUGUGUACAGUAAAGUGAAUGAGCUACUCAUCGAAUGGACGAAAUCGGACAGAUAUGUGCAACUUUUAUACAUACUGAAAUGCAAACAACUUCCUAUGGCUAGGGAGAGGCAGGUGCUCGAGGUUCUCAAAGAUUCUAGAAACCAAGAUUUGAAAACAUACCGUUGCUGUAUUCAAGUUCAUUUACCGUAUUAUGGUUUGUCUACUCUUUACUCCCAAGUAUGCAAUGUCAGUCAGGCUAAAGAGAUCACCACGGCGACGUUUGGAUGUGGCAAAUCGCAUGAAUGUAAAACUGCUGAGGUUGACGAUUUAGGAGAAUUCGCUGGCCAGUUGCUGCCUGAUGACACCAACUGGCCUAAUAUGCCCCCUGCAAUGGUACUUCAAGUAAGAGAGAAACAACAACUACCACAAACAGAAAAGAGAGUGGCCCCAUUGACAGCGUAAAAUUUUCAGCUUUUAUAAAGGAUGCAUGUUGAUGCAAAGAAAACAAAAUAGACUAACAUUAUAUAAUAUAUACGUAUACAUAUAUUUCUUGAAAAAUGUAAAUAGAUCAUAUUAUAUAUGUCCAUAAUAUAACUAAAGUAAAGUAUUGCCAUUUAAAAGGAACUACAUCGUUGUGGACAUUUCAAAGAGUUUUCCAGCUCGCUAAACGGAAACACGAAAAUGGUGUGUACUUCUGAAACAGGUGUGCACAUACAUACAUAGCUUAUACGUUCUCUUCCCAGCAUCAUGAAAAUGCUCUUAGAGGUUUUCACCCAUAUUGCAUUAGGAAAGGGGAAUAAAACUCUAAUAGGCAAGGUGUGUGUUUAUCUGUCAAGUUUUUUGAAAAAGUGUGGAACAACUCUCCUCAUGUGAUAACAUACACACAACUGCAAUCUGUUCAAAAUUUGUAGACACGAUUAAGGACACGCUCAUUAGAUUUACGUUUUUAUUUCAUAAAUAAAACAUAUAACAAUUCCCCAUAUCUUUUCAAACAUAUAUCUUUAUAUUAAAUUCAUCACGCAAGAUCAUGUGCGAUCUAUGCAACAGAUAUAUAACAGUCAUAUAAUCCUUUAAACGGAAAAUAUGUGUAUAACAAUAUAG